Gadus chalcogrammus (walleye pollock) is the source of this 5001-nucleotide messenger RNA. It is a transcript of the gene rffl, whose product is annotated as ring finger and FYVE-like domain containing E3 ubiquitin protein ligase. Gene Ontology annotation, biological process: negative regulation of extrinsic apoptotic signaling pathway via death domain receptors; proteasome-mediated ubiquitin-dependent protein catabolic process; protein K48-linked ubiquitination. Gene Ontology annotation, cellular component: cytoplasm; plasma membrane. Lineage: Eukaryota; Metazoa; Chordata; Actinopteri; Gadiformes; Gadidae. The coding region runs from base 1131 to 2291 and encodes 386 amino acids. Gene Ontology annotation, molecular function: ubiquitin protein ligase activity. The record is from RefSeq and is a predicted model, not a curated record. The transcript is spliced from 8 exons.
UAGAUGAUCAAAUGUGUCUAGAUUUCUCACUCUAAUGUACAUCUUGUGAUGUUUGGUUUAAAUGUAGUCUGAACCCCCCCCCCAAAGCAUACUGAGUGGUAAUAGCUAUAUGAGGUCCUUAUUAUCCAUCCGUCAUUCUCAUUCUUAAUGAACUAGUGUAAUUAAGCAUUUACAUUUUUCUUAAUUAUGACAUGCAGAUUAUCAUUGUGUUGGUUCACAAGCAAAAGGAUUGAGGGUCUAGGAGAGAAAGAAUCUCCAUUUACUCUGAUUCAGAAGAGCUCUGGUUGGUAAACUGUAUAUAUUUAACUAUUAUAGUCCGACUAGUUCUAUGGGUAUCGAUAUACUUACGUUAACAGUUGUCUUGGUAACUUGUAUAUUAUUAUAUAGUUCAUGACUAAUGUAGGAAGGCUGUAAGGUGAAUAUCGUAGCUAGUUAUAGAUAAUUGUUGAUACCUAUUUUAACUAUUAUAGGUAGGUGACUAGUCUAAAAUUAAUUAAGUUAACUAGUCCCAACUAAGUAACUAUCGAGGUUACUAGUUAUAUAGUUCUAGAUGAAUAUACAUAUCCGUAUAUAGAGGCAUCUAGAAAACUCUUAGUAACUAUAGGUGAACUACAGGUAACUGAUCCAGGUCCGGGAAGUAAAUCUAGGUAACUAUAGGGGAACUAUAAGUUACUGCCCCUAGGUCAGGACUCAGGAGGAUACUCUAGAUAACAGUUUCUAGGUCACUAGCUGGGAAGCUACAUCUAACUGUCGCUGGGUUAGUGAACCACUAGCUAGUGAACUACAGGUUACUGACGAUAGCUCAGGAGGGGAACUAGUAAGGGAACCACGGGCGACUAGGUAAUCAAGGCUGCUUGUGUCAACCGCCAGGGGGAAGGUCCACGGGAGGAGGAGGAGUCUCGUCCAGGAGUCUCUUCCUGGUUGAACCUAACAACAGAGAUGUCGCUUUUUAAAAAGUUUGAUUAACUUUAAUCCGCUGUCGUUUAAAAUACAUAUAGUUUACAUCAUUAUAUGUACGGAACUAGUUUAUGAAGUUUCGUUGACUAGUCGAGUAAGGUUAACUUUCGACCACCGGUUGAAGAAGAGGCUGACGAGCUUCCAGUCCGACUUGUUGUCGUCUCUUCAGACCCAUGUGGUCGUGCUGCAGCUGGUUGUGUGUGGACGACGUCCCGUCGGAGGAGCCGGCGCGCAGGGGGCACUGCCAGCAGGCCUACACCAACUCUGGCUACAGCAGCCAGCCCUCGGCCAAUCAGCAGCCCCGCUGUAAGGCCUGUGGUGAUGGGUUCCACACCCUUGCCCGCAAGCAUGUGUGUGUUGACUGUAAGAAGGACUACUGCAGCAGCUGCUCCGCCGAGGCAGAUCCCAGGCCCCGCCUCUGUCACACCUGCCAGCGUUUCUACGGUAACCUGCUGGAGCCGGCUGAACUAAUGAAGCUGAAGGUGAAGGACCUCCGAGACUACCUCCACCUGCACGAAGUCCCCACCCAGCUCUGCAGAGAGAAGGAGGAGCUGGUGGAGUUGGUCUUAGGUCAGCAGACCCCGUCACCCGGUAGCACCAGCCCGCUCACGUCCAGCUUCGAGCUGCCCCCCUUCCCCCCGGACCAACACACUACACCCACACACACGGCGCCCUCAGACUCUGCACACACAACGCACACAGACGUGACGACGCACGCACACGCACACACGGAGCCCGCCCAUGCAGCAGCCCCGCCCUCGGCACACACCGCCUCUACGGAAACAUUCCCCACCGAGACGUUACCCGUCCACACGGACCCCGCAGCGGCCCCAACCCCUACAGAUACUGCACCCGGUGGGACGGCCCCCCCACAGGGGACCGACGAGGUGGAGGUGGAGGUUUCUGACUCUGAGAGCCUCACUGGGCCGCAGUUGGAGUGGUCGGACUCUGAGGAGGUGGCGGUCCCGGGGCGCAGGGCCUCCCUCUCCGACCUGUCCUCGCUGGAGGACAUCGAGCAGCUGAGCGUCCGCCAGCUCAAGGAGAUCCUGGCCCGCAACUUUGUCAACUACAAAGGAUGCUGCGAAAAGUGGGAGCUGAUGGAGAGAGUGACCCGGCUCUACCAGAACGACCUGGAGCUGCAUAACCAGGGCCUGGGGGAUUCCACUGCAGCGGGUGAGGACCUUCUGUGCAGGGUGUGCAUGGACUCUCCCAUCGACUGCGUCCUGCUGGAGUGCGGCCACAUGGUCACGUGCACUAAGUGUGGAAAGAGGAUGUCGGAGUGUCCCAUCUGUCGGCAGUAUGUGGUCCGGGCCGUGCACGUGUUCCGUUCCUGAGGCAAUAAAGAACAAGACCAGGACUUACUGUGAAGAACGGUUCAGUUUUUUUACCUAGGGACUUUUAGAGUCCGUCCCAUGUCCAAGGAAACUAGACCCAAACCUGAAGGAUCCUAAGAUAGUGUCCUUGAUAGUGGACUCCCCCCUCCUGAUUCUUACAAUGUUGAGAUUUUCUUAAGCUUUGGUCCUGAAUGACCUCAAGACACUUUGAAUUAUGUGCUGAAAGCAUACGGCAUUAACUACAAAACACAAUUAAACAAUAGUUUCUCUGUAAUAACGUCACGCCCUCUCUGGCCCAGAAGGGGCGGGUCUUAUCCUGCUGCUUGGGAAUGCAGCCAUGUUGGCUUGUGGGUGAGUAGUUCUGGGGUGUUUUUUUUUUAAAUAUAUUUCAAUUAACUCUUUCAUCUUUUAAACCAAAGAGCUCUUUAAUGCAGGGCAUUCUGUUCACAUUUAAAAUAAAAACGUUUCUAUAUUGUUUUGUCCCAUCUUAUAUUAUGUGUUUGUGACGUAUACUGCUACCGAUAGCGAUUAGCCAAGAUAACCCUGGGCCUCAAAAGGCCACUCAACCAAUCACAUGGUCUCUCCAGGUCAGGUCUCUGUCUGCAACCAAUCAAAUGGUCUGUCUAGGUCAGGUGUUUGUCUGCCACCAAUCACACUGUCUCAGGGAGGGGAGGGUCGGAUUCCUCUUUCAUUAAGAUGUAUAUCAUUUAAUAUUAUGAUGGGUUGUACCGUACGGUAUCAGUGCUAAAACGAUCCUCACGCUCUAAUGAUGACGUCUACAGUCUCUAAUGAUGUAAAUUCUUGUUGACUGACGUCUUCAACUGUAUAAUAAUCUCAUCUAGCAUCUACUGACGUCUUCCACUGUCCCUAAUGUCAUCUAUGCCCCUAAUGAGGUCAUCUACUUUUUUCUAAUGAUGUCAUCUAGUAUUUCUAAUGAUGCCAUGUACUGUCCCUAAUGAUGUCAUCUACUGCCCAUAAUGAUGACAUCUACUGUCCCUAAUGAUGCCAUCUACUGUCCCUGAUGAUGUCAUCUACUGUCCCUGAUGAUGCCGUCUACUGUCCCUGAUGAUGUCGUCUACUGUCCCUGAUGAUGUCGUCUACUGUCCCUGAUGAUGUCGUCUACUGUCCCUGAUGUCAUCUACUGUCCCUGAUGAUGUCAUCUACUGUCCCUAAUGAUGUCAUCUACUGUCCCUAAUGAUGUCAUUACUGUCCCUAAUGAUGUCAUCUCUGGUCCCUAAUAAUACAUUGUUUUUGUGUAGUGCUUUUCUCACACUCAAAGUGCUUAACAGAGGAUACAAUGAUUUACAUUUACAUUUAGGGCAAGUAGCAGACGCUUUUAUCCAAAGCGACCUACAGUAAGUACAUUUGCCAUAAGAAGUGACUACUAACAAUCGCUAGGCUAACCCAUUCCCCUUAUACAGCAGUGAUAACAGCUUCUGCAGAUGCUACACAAUUAAGUACUAUGAAUAAGUACAACGUACAAUAAGUGCCAGGACGUACAACAUACAAUGGUUGGUGGAAGGGACUGGAUGGCUAUGCAGUGUCUUGGUGAACUCUGAACAGGUGAGCUUUGAGUCUUUUGCGAAAGCUGGUGAGCGACUCUGCGAUCCUGACAUUGGCAGGGAGCUCGGUCCACCACUGAGGUCCCAAAACAGAAGAGUUGUGACUUCGCUGAUCUACCUUUUCUUGCUCUAAGCGAUGGCGGUACCAGACGUCCAGCUGAGGUAGUUGAGCGGAGGGAUCGAGCUGGGGUGUGUGGCUUGACCAAAUCAUUGAGGUAGGCAGUAGGCAAGGUUGAGUACAAGGCACGCUGCAGAGUUCUAGAUACGCUGCAAAGGUUUAAUCGUAGAGGCAGGGAGUCCAACCAGGAGCGAGUUGCAGUAGUUAAGGUGGGAGAUGACCAUCGCUUGGAAUAGCAGCUGAGCUGCUUCCCUUGUGAGGAAGGGCCGGAUUCCGCGGAUGUUGUAAAGUGCAAAUCUGCAGAAUCGGGCCACCGCGGUGAUGUUUGCUGUGCAGCACAACUGAUAGUCCAGUUCCACACGAGGUUUCUGGCAGUUGGAGAGGGAGAUAAAGUGAUGUUCUCAACAGUGACCAGUAAGUCCAUGUGUGGGCAAUCUUUCCCUGGCAUUAGGAGGAGCUCAGUCUUGUUGAGGUUAAGGCCUCAGGUGGUGGGCAGUUCUCCAAGUGCUGAUGUCUGCCAGACAUAUGCGUAGACAUGCGUAGCAGUGAUAGGAAAAGCUGUUUAAUGUAAUUACAGAGCCCAGAGAUCUGGUAUAGACGGAGAACAGAAGGGGCCCCAGUACAGAGCCUUGAGGGACACCAUUGUCAAGCGGGCAAGGUUUGGACAAGGAGCCAUUCCAUGGUACCUGAUAGCUGCGAUUCGUUGGGUAGGAUGUGAACUAGGAAAGGGCAGAUUCAGCAAUGCAAAGUUCAGGGAGAGUGGCAAGGAGGAUCUGGUGGGUCACUGUGUCAAAUGCUGCAGACAGGUCAUGGAGAAUGAGAACCGAUGAGAGGGACGAGGCUCUGGCAGCAGGGAGGGACUCACCGCGAGGAGAGCCGUCAUCUUGGAGUGUACCUUCUUGAAGCCUGACUAGUGAGGGUCAAGCAGGUUGUUAGAUGAGAGAUAGGAAGACAGAUGGUUAGCCAUGGCACGUCUCAGUGUUUUAGAGAGGAAAGAAAGAAGAGAUACCAGUCUGUAGUUCUGGAUAUC